GCAGGGUGGACCUGCGCCGGUGAUGCCAAGAAUUUGUAACGUCCAUGAUGGCUGCUUUUAUAGAUACGGGAUUCAAUACUGUUCCUGAAAAUGUAAUUAUAGAGAUAUUCUCCUUCCUUCCCGUGCGAGAUUUGCUAAGGAUAAGCAGGGUUUGUAAGAAAUGGCGUAGGCUUGUCUAUGAUAAGAAGCUGUGGGUUCAUGUGGACUUGACACCUUACUCCUCAGUGACUUCAAAAGUACUUUGGCAUCUCUUAAGGCGCCAUUUUAACACUGGACUGAGAACCCUGAAAUUGCAAGGCCUGCUCUUUUCUGUUCAAAAAAACAAGGAGUUCCUUUCAAAGGCUUUGUUAUCGGGACUGCGGAAACAAUGCCCUAACCUAGAGGAACUCUCCCUGACUAAAACAGAUUUGAAGGGUGUCAGUAACUAUAACGAGUUACCUGCGUCUUUAAAGACACUAGAAAUGAUCACAUGUGAGAUUCCAUCAAAGUUUUUCUCUGAACCCGUUGGAGACCACUCAUCCAACAGUAAAAAUCAGUCUUGGCCCCAUCUUGAAGCCUUGGUUAUGAAAAAUGUUCCAGCAUUCUCUGACUCUCAUUUGAAAAGUCUAACUUCACAAGUAAAACUGAAGAAACUGGUACUUUUGGGCACGUAUCGAGUAACAAAUCAUGGAAUAGAGGAGUGUGCAGAAAGAUUAGGCGAACUGGAGCACUUAUAUAUGGAAGGUAAUACCAGUGUUAGUACACGUGUCAGCAGUAUUACUGAUGGAUUCUUGCAUUUUGUGGGAAGACACAUGAGAAAACUCCGAGUCCUGCACCUCAGAAAGGUUAUGUCUAUGACUGAUGCAGGUCUUAGCUGCCUGGAUCAGCUUACCAAGCUAGAACAGUUGGAUAUUCAAGGCUGUUUCACAUUCAGUCCUAAAGCUCUUAUUGCAGUCUGUGCUUCCUUGCCAUUUUUAAAGAAACUAAAUCUAAACAGUGUUCAUCUUGAAGGCAACGAUACCAUGAAUCAGAUUCAAAAAAGCCUUCCACACUGCAUUGUUACUAAUACUAAUGCUUUGCCAACUUAAGCAGCCUGGUCUACUAGAUUCACAUUUUGUUACACUAAAUAGUGUUCAGAGUGAAACUUGUAAAUGUACAAGGUUAAUUUCUACAUUUGGAGGACAUGGAAUGAGCUAUUUUUUUUAUAUCAGUUUCCCUUUUUUUUUUCUUUUUUUUUUAAAUCACCAUUUUAUCCAUUCCGUUAUAUAUAAAUAUAUUUUCAGUGGUGUUUAGGCAUAAAAAUGCAGUGUGUAUCUUUUUAAAACUUGAAUAAGGCCACUUCAGUGUGAUUUCUUAAUCAUGGUUGAAUCAUUCUUAAUCAUGGUUAUUACCAAUCAAGUGUGACAAAAUGCUUAUUUAAAGUUUUCAUAUGUAAUGUGUGGAUUAACUUAGCAAAUACACAAAUGUGCAUCCAGAAUAAUGAAAGAGGCAGUGCUGUUGGACAAUAAUAAAUAGCCAGAAACCUUCAGAUUAUAGAACAAUUUUUAUUAUAGUAACAUUGAUCAUUUAAUGUUUUUGCCAUUUUUACUUUUUUACAUCUACUAACGCACAAAGCCAACUGCAGCCCACACCUUAAAUAUUGUGUUGCUGGUGAAUUUUAUGUUUUUUUGUUGGUUUUUUUUUUUAAACAAAAUGUUUAUGUACUUAAAAAAUCUAAUAAAGAAUUAAUUUGCUAAAGCGUUUUUAUUUUUGUACAAAUAAAACUUUCAAACUUAUUUUUUCUUCUCAACUCCAAUCAGGUCUAAUAUCUGAGUUAUGCACAUAUCCACUGUCAAUGUAAUAAUGUUUUGUUUUAUUAUGCCAUCAAAGCAGUUUAAACACAAACUUAAAUGAUGAUGGCACAGUCAGUGUUCUAAACAAUUAUUGUGAGCUGUGCUAUAAAAUUUGUUGAACUGUAAACUGAGAAAUACUUCCCUGAUGGUUCAGCAUGGCGGAGAUUGCAGCCUUUUUAUUGAUCCAAUAUUGUGAAACCAAAUCCUGGCUUGGUCACUGUUGCUGGAUUUGGCACAUCCUUCCAGGUAUGCACGGGUUUUCCUCCUGAUCACAAAGUCAUGCAUCUUUUUGUUAGGGAAAUUGGUGAUUCUGAAUUGUGUAAGUGGGCACUAAAAUGUUCUAGCAUCUUGUCAAGGGUUCCAGCUUUGUCUCUCAUGACUUUGAGUUGAAUUAAACAGGUUUGGUAAUGGAUGCAUUUACAAGGAAUUAAAUCCUGUCUGGGUCACUGUCAGGGGUGCUUUGCAUUUU
Messenger RNA from Erpetoichthys calabaricus (reedfish), 2280 nucleotides. RefSeq names its product F-box/LRR-repeat protein 12-like. Gene Ontology annotation, biological process: positive regulation of protein ubiquitination; SCF-dependent proteasomal ubiquitin-dependent protein catabolic process. Gene Ontology annotation, cellular component: SCF ubiquitin ligase complex. Bases 45 to 1067 code for a protein of 340 amino acids. The record is from RefSeq and is a predicted model, not a curated record. The transcript is spliced from 3 exons. NCBI's taxonomy places the organism in Eukaryota, Metazoa, Chordata, Cladistia, Polypteriformes, Polypteridae. Gene Ontology annotation, molecular function: protein binding.